Punica granatum (pomegranate) is the source of this 2130-nucleotide messenger RNA. NCBI's taxonomy places the organism in Eukaryota, Viridiplantae, Streptophyta, Magnoliopsida, Myrtales, Lythraceae. The record is from RefSeq and is a predicted model, not a curated record.
UGUGCCCCUAUUAGUCUCCUGUCAAGCCCCUCUCCCCCCUCUCAAAUUAAAACACAGUACAUAUAGUUUCAAUCGAGAGAAGCAUCACCUUGCCCACACGCGUUCGCCAUUUCCAAAAGCACAACACAUCUCUGCUGGGGGAAGGGUCGGGCGGAAACGGAAGACCCUCCCGGUCGUUCCUCCGGUUGGCCCCAUUUCUGGAAAACCCGAACGAGCCCAACUCCUUACCUCCCCUUGUUUUCCUCUUUCGGUAACCGCACUACCACUAUAAUAACGCUAGGUGCUAACAAGGUUUGCUUCGGUCCGCAUCAUUCUUCUCACAGGCCAAUGACAUUACUACCAAUUUAGGCUGGAGUAUAGAGAGGAUUUGCCUUUUUCUGGGUUUUGCGGUAGCUAAGUUGCUGUUUUUCAUGGCGUUGGUAGCAAAGACAAGACCGGUCCUCGUGGUAUGCGGGAAGAUCACAAACGAGGUUUUGAGUUUCCUGGUCUUUUGCCUCCUCGACAUCCUGGACCUAGUCUUAUGCUACGUCUACAAGGUGGCGGACUUCAUCAUGGAGGCCGAAUGGAGGCCCUGCUACUGCUCCUCCGCCAAGGGGGCCAUCACGAGCGGCGGCGGCAAGAUCCUCGUCUCGGAGAGGGGCGAGUCCAAGGUUGUCAGCCUCAGCUCGAGCAAGCUAAUGCUGGAGGAAGUCUCUGACACGCUCUAUAUGAGGCCUUCUCUCGUGUCGGAGGUUUCGCGGUCUACCGUAAAGAGGCUCAAGUUGGACAAUCGCGCCACUGCUGUACCCUUUUACAGCCCGAGUAAAGUAAGGAGAUCGGGGAGAUCAACAUUCACUAUAAACUCGACCAUCGUGGAGAUGCUUCAGGGUAGGGUCAGCGUCGGCCGGCCAGUUCCUCAGUGGUCAGACUGCGAUUGCAGGCAUUGUACGUCUUGGUCGUCCCGAGGGAGAAAGACACUCUUCAUUAGAGCAGCUGGGGUUAAAGAUAAGGCGCGUGAGGAUGUUCUAUUCAUUCACGGUUUCAUCUCAUCGUCCCAGUUCUGGACGGAGACGUUAUUCCCAAACUUCUCAGACUCUGCCAAGGCCACAUACAGGUUUCUAGCGAUCGAUCUGCUAGGGUUCGGGAGGAGCCCGAAGCCGAAUGACUCGCUCUACACCCUAAGGGAGCACUUGGAGAUGAUAGAGCAGUCCGUGUUAGAGCCCUACAAAGUAAACUCCUUCCACAUUGUGGCCCACUCGUUGGGAUGCAUCUUGGCACUUGCUCUAGCCGUCAAGCAUCCCGGGUCCAUUAAGUCCCUCACUCUCCUUGCACCGCCAUAUUAUCAGGUGCCGAAAGGAGCCCAGGCAACACAGUACGUGAUGAGGAGGUUGGCGCCAAGGAGGGUGUGGCCUCCGAUCGCGUUCGGGGCGUCGCUCGUGUGUUGGUACGAGCACAUCACCCGAACGGCCUGCUUGGUCAUCUGCAAGAACCACCGGUUCUGGGAGUCCCUCACCAAACUUGUCACCAGGAACAGGAUCAGGACGUUUCUGUUCGACGUAUUCUUCUCCCACACCCACAACUCAGCGUGGCACACUCUCCACAACGUCAUCUGCGGGGCUGCCGGCAAGCUCGACACAUACCUAGACGCCGUCAACGACCUGCUGAAGUGUGAAGUGACCAUAUUCCAUGGCAAGGAUGACGAGCUCAUCCCCGUGGAGUGCAGCUACAAUGUCCAGAGGAGAAUCCCGCGUGCGCAUGUGAAGGUGAUUGAGAACAAGGAUCACAUCACAAUUGUCGUGGGCAGGCAGAAGGCCUUUGCGGGGGAGCUCGAAGAGAUAUGGAGGCGAUGCAGCAGUUGAGGAUACAUCGCUCACUCUCAUAUUCAUCGAGUACGUAGUAGGCACACCGAAAAAGAGAAUCAUCCCCCGUGAUCCGAGUGACCAUAGAAAGAUUAAUCCUAUCAUGUCAUAUCCAUAGAUAUACAGAAAUCCUACCAAGCUGUUUAUGCCGUCCCCUCACGUAUCCUCUUUCAAGUGUGAAGUUUUUACAGUUAGGCUGCAACAUAAUGCCCUUUGCCUUUCCUAAUUACCCACUAUUAUUGGAAUGUUAAUGCUCCAUAUAUAGAACUAUAUAUGAUCAAUUUCAGAAAAA